AUGUUCGCCGCCCACGCCGCGUUUCGCAGGGGCGCGCUCGCGACCGCGCGACGGGGAAUCACGACAUCGCGAACCGCGCUCGGCGGCGCGGACGAACCGGCGUACAUCCACGCAAAGCACAUGUACGACGUCGGGGCGACGAAGAACAGGAAGCUGGUGUUCGGAUUGGCGACAUUCUCGGUGGUUUUCUUGGGAACAGCGAUUCCGAUUUACGCGAUCAACUUCCAACAAUCUAAGACGCAAGGUUGA
Messenger RNA from Ostreococcus tauri, 249 nucleotides. Its product is annotated as unnamed product. The transcript has 3 exons. Bases 1 to 249 code for a protein of 82 amino acids. The record is from RefSeq and is a predicted model, not a curated record. NCBI's taxonomy places the organism in Eukaryota, Viridiplantae, Chlorophyta, Mamiellophyceae, Mamiellales, Bathycoccaceae.